CAGAAAAAGGAAGGCUCGACCCAGUAGGGCCCAUCACAAUCCCGAACCACACCCCACUCCGAGCCUCUCUGCCCCCACGUGGCACUCAUCCGUUGCCUCGUACUCUGCUUCGGACUUCUCCAACUUGCACUACGUUUCUGCUCCAUCAUCUUCUCCUCCUCUUCCUCCCCUUCAAACUUCUCACUCUCUCUCUCUCUAUUUCUCUCUCUAGACUUUGGAAAGAAAGUGAUCCUCGCCUGAUUAUUCAGAGUUACUAUUAAAGUGAUAAGAACAAGGAGAAGAAAUUACGGCUCUGUAUCAAUUUUCCACUUGGACACAGUGUGGUAAACUGGAUACAGCUAAGAUUUGAUGUGAAUCCACCACAAGAGUGUUUCAGAUGGGCGCUGUUUGUUCUAGGAAACGUGACCAGCCGGCUGAGGAUCAAAGCACACAUAGAGCAGUGUCGGGACGUUAUUCCAAAAGCAGUAGUUCAAAAUGGCUCGGCAGUUCGUUUUCACGUUCAUCUUUUGAUCUAAAAGAUGGAAAGAGAAAAUGCCAAACACUCAUCGAAUUGUGUAUCUCCAGAAUUUGCAAAGACAUUGGCAAAUAUAGCACCUUCUCUAUGCUUCCAAGGGAUUUAAGUCAACAAAUCUUCGAUGAGCUGGUUUGUUCACAACGCCUAAAUGGAAUUGUUCUUGAAGCAUUUCGAGAUUGUGCUCUUCAGGAUGUUAUUUUGGGAGAAUAUCCUGGCCUUAAUGAUAAUUGGAUGGACGCCAUAUAUUCACAGGGUUCAUCCCUUCUAUCUGUGGAUCUUUCAGCUUCUGGUGUCACAGAUGCUGGAGUGGCAAAGAUAAAAGACUGCAAAAACCUUCAAGAACUGAACAUUAACUAUUGUGACCAUAUUACAGACCGUGGACUGGAGCAUAUUAGCUGCCUUUCAAACUUGACAAGUCUGAGUUUGAGAAGAAACAGCAUGAUUACAGCUCAAGGAAUGGGUGCUUUGUCUGGCUUAAUCAAUUUGGUGAAAUUGGAUUUGGAGAGAUGCCCUAAGAUCCAUGGGGGGUUUGUUCACCUUAUAGGAUUGACCAAACUUGAGUCUCUCAAUGUCAAUUGUUGCAAUUGCAUCACAGAUGCUGAUAUGAAGCCUCUUUCUGGUCUAAAAAACUUGAAGGUUUUGCAAAUUUCAUCGAGCAAGGUAACGGAUUAUGGGGUUACCUUUCUUCAAGCCCUGCACAAACUCACUUUGUUGAACAUGGAAGGUUGUCGUGUAACUGCUGCAUGCUUGGAAUCUCUUUCAGCACUCGGUGCCCUCUUAUAUCUCAAUCUUAGCAGAUGUCACUUGACUGAUGAUGGGUGCGACAAGUUUUGUAGACUAAAGAGUUUAAAAGUGUUGAAUAUGGGAUUCAAUGCGAUAUCAGAUGCCAUUUUCAUUCACCUCAAAGGUUUAACGAAUUUGGAGAGCUUAAACUUGGAUUCAUGUGCUAUUGGAGAUGAAGGGCUGGUCCACUUGGCUGGACUUCAAUGUUUGAAGUGCUUAGAGUUGUCUGAUACUGAUGUUGGAAACAAUGGACUUCAACAUCUCUCAGGGUUAAACCAUUUGGAGAGUUUGAACCUGUCGUUCACCGUGAUAACGGAUGGUGGGUUGAGAAAACUAAAGGGUCUUUCCUCACUUAGGUCACUUAACUUGGAUGCCCGUCAGAUUACCGAUGCUGGCCUUGCUGCUCUUACAAGUUUAACUGGUUUGACCCAUUUAGAUCUGUUCGGAGCUCGUAUUACUGAUUCCGGGACAAACUAUUUAAAGUAUUUCAAGAACCUGAGGUCUCUUGAAGUUUGUGGCGGGGGGUUGACGGAUGCAGGGGUGAAAAAUAUAAAAGAGCUGACGGCGCUCAAUCUUCUGAAUCUCUCACAGAACAUUCGCCUCACCGACAAAAGCCUGGAAGCCAUUUCAGGAUUGACAUCGUUGGUGUCUCUCAACGUGUCGAAUUCCCGGGUAACGAGUGGCGGGUUACGGCAUCUGAAGACGCUCAAGAGGCUGAAGUCGCUGACAUUGGAGUCAUGCAAAGUGACCGCUAACGACAUCAAGAAGCUCCAGUCCACCGACCUCCCGGGCCUCGUGAAUUUCAGGCCCGAAUGAAUGUGAAAUGAUUCUGCUGCUGCACAUAAGUGUUUUUGUACAUAGACACGCUAAUAAAACUCGGCAUUUGUUGAAUUGUAAUUGUAAAUACGUCGUCGUCUUCGUCCGAUGGCAUCUGUAUAUAUACAAGGGCUGUAUAUAUAUAAGUAGUGAUUUCUCUGUUUGAAUGUUGAAACUAAAGUUGUUUUAAGUUAUAAAAUGAUGCAAAACAAGUAUAAAUGGCUUGAAACUAAAAUUGUUUUAAGUUA
This is a messenger RNA of Cuscuta campestris, 2361 nucleotides long. The record is from the annotation of a GenBank genome assembly. NCBI's taxonomy places the organism in Eukaryota, Viridiplantae, Streptophyta, Magnoliopsida, Solanales, Convolvulaceae.